This is a messenger RNA of Dovyalis caffra, 1311 nucleotides long. NCBI's taxonomy places the organism in Eukaryota, Viridiplantae, Streptophyta, Magnoliopsida, Malpighiales, Salicaceae. The record is from the annotation of a GenBank genome assembly.
AUGGCCACUGUCCCUCACUACCAUCUCCCCUUUUUACCAUCUUGCCCCUCCUCCUCCUUCUCCUCCCUUUCUCUACUCUCCUUCUCCACCAAACACAGGUCUUUCAAGAUCCUCUGCUGCCUAUCAAUAAAGGAGUCAAAAAAUGAUCACCAAAUCAUCCCACAAGAACCUACCAUCCCUGCCAAGAACAGCCUCAGGGUGGUGUUGGCAGCUGGUGGAACUGGUGGCCACAUAAUCCCAGCUGUUGCAAUUGCUGAUGAGCUAAGAAUAUCAAACCCGGACACUGAAAUCCUCUUCAUAGGCACCCCAAAUAGCAUGGAAAGCGCUUCCAUUCCUUCUGCAGGAUACCCUUUCACUUCCAUCCCUCCAGUAAGACUUUUUAGGCCUCUCUUUUCCCUUGAAAAUCUUCCCCUUCCCAUACAUUUGAUACAUUCAAUAAUCCAUAGCUUUAAAGUACUUAGAGAAUUUGACCCCCAUGUUGUUAUAGGCACAGGGGGUUAUGUUUCGUUCCCUACUUGCCUUUCUGCUGUAUUAAAAAGAACCAAGAUUGUUAUCCAUGAACAGAAUUCUGUUCCAGGUAUUGCAAAUUAUGUUCUUUCGUAUUUUGCUGAAUUGGUUUUUGUGGCUUAUAAUUCUACAAUCGAGUGUUUUCCAAAGAAGCACAAGUGUAUGGUGACUGGAAAUCCUGUGAGGCUGUCCUUGAGGCAGUUUGUUUCCGAGGCAGUUGCGAGGUUGGAGUUCUUUCCGCAGUCCGGGGAGGAGGCUAAGGUGAUUUUGGUGCUUGGAGGGUCUUGGGGGGCUAAUGCUAUUAAUAUUGCUUUGUUGAAUGUGUAUAGUCAAAUGUUGUUGGAGCAUAAGAAUUGGUAUAUUAUAUGGCAAACUGGUGUGGAGUCUUAUAAUGAGAUGGAGAGCCUUGUUAGAAAUCAUUCAAAUUUGGUUUUGAAGCCGUUCUUGCAUUCAAUGGAUUUGGCAUAUGCUGCUGCGGAUCUUAUUGUUUCCAGAGCAGGUGCAAUGACUUGCUCUGAAAUCUUGGCCACUGGGAAACCUGCUAUUCUGAUACCAUCACCAGAUGUAGCCGAAGGACAUCAGUUCAAAAAUGCUUCUAUGAUGGCAGAUGUAGCAGGAACAAGGAUUAUUACUGAAGACGAACUUGAUUCAACCACCCUGGGAACUACAAUUGAAGAGAUUUUAGGAGAUGAUGCUUUGAGGGCAGAGAUGUCAGAAAGGGCCCUGAGAGCUGCGAAGCCUGAUGCCUCUGCACAGAUUGCACAACAUAUUCUUUCCUUGGUUGAGUCAUCAAGCAAAAAGUAG